Molecule: messenger RNA, 8862 nt
Organism: Limanda limanda (common dab)
Lineage: Eukaryota; Metazoa; Chordata; Actinopteri; Pleuronectiformes; Pleuronectidae
Gene: gbf1
Product: golgi brefeldin A resistant guanine nucleotide exchange factor 1
Exons: 40
Coding region: 279-5861 (1860 amino acids)
Biological process (GO): regulation of ARF protein signal transduction
Molecular function (GO): guanyl-nucleotide exchange factor activity
Source: RefSeq, a predicted model, not a curated record
UGUGUUUACCAGACUGACAGCCGCAGGAAGCUGCUGCAUUUAUUCACCUAUGGGCCUUUUUCUCUGAAGAGUGAGCGAAGAAGCGGUGUUUGGAAGUGUUGUGUUAUCAAGCAGUGGAAUGACGGAAGUUUCCAUUCUGUCUGUUUGUCGUAGUGAACUGAACUUUGCUCAUCUUCAUUCACUGUUGGCCGACUAGCCUGCUAGCUGGCCGAGCUAGGCUAGCAUUAGCUACAGCAGGACUCCGUCUUUGAAACAGCAGCCACACACAGGAAAGCAGCAUGAUGGACAAGAAUAUCUACAUUGUCCAGGGAGAAAUUGGCACUGUUGUUGGAGCUAUCAAGAGGAACUCCAGAUGGAAUACUCAUACUCCCCUGGAUGAAGAACAGGACCCGUUACUCAACAGCUUUGGACACCUCAAAGAAAUCCUCAACAGCAUUACAGAGCUGUCAGAUAUUGAACCCAACAUUUUCCUGAGGCCUUUCCUGGAAGUGAUCCGCUCUGAGGACACCACUGGACCAAUCACAGGACUUGCCCUUACCUCUGUCAACAAGUUCCUUUCCUACGGCCUCAUCGAUGCAAACCAUGAAGCGGCAGCAGAGGCCAUUGAGAACAUGGCAGAUGCCGUCACACAUGCUAGAUUUGUGGGAACGGACCCUGCCAGCGAUGAAGUCGUCCUCAUGAAAAUUCUACAGGUCCUGAGGACUCUGCUGCUGACGCCAGUCGGGGCCCAUCUGACCAACGAGUCGGUUUGUGAGAUCAUGCAGUCGUGCUUCAGGAUUUGCUUUGAAAUGCGCCUUAGUGACCUUCUCAGGAAAUCAGCUGAACAUACACUGGUUGACAUGGUGCAGCUGCUUUACUCCAGACUCCCACAGUUCAAAGAAGAGGCCAAGAGUUACGUUGGUGCCAACAUGAAAAAGUUGAAGAUGCGUGCGGGUGGAAUGAGUGAGUCGUCCAAAUGGAAGAAGCAGAAGCGCUCGCCGAAGCAGCCUCGACACAUGGUCCGAAGUCCCUCGGGUCAGAUGGACCCAGCCCAGUCCAGCACCCUCAGCAACAACAACCUUUCAGGUGGGGUUCCCUUCAUUGAGCAGGGCCUGUCUAGCUUACCAGCCUCCGACAGUGCUGGCUCAUCCAUUUCCAGCCCUACAACCACAGACAGUGGCCUGGACACCUGCUCCAAAGCCACCUCCAGAGAGGACCUGUCUGACCUGGAACAGUGCAGCUUGUCUGCAAACAACCUGGGCCCUGAGCCCAGCUCUCCAGAUGCUCACUCGGAGGGCAGUCGAGUUGAACGAUCCCAGUCGGCCUCAGUGGAGUCUAUCCCUGAGGUUCUGCAGGACAAAGACUCCAUUACAGAGCAGUCAGACAGUACCUCUGUCCAUGAUAUGGACUAUGUCAACCCCCGAGGAGUCCGUUUCACACAGUCCACACAAAGAGAUGGAGCAUCCCUCAUCCCUUAUGGCCUCCCAUGUCUUAGGGAGCUUUUUCGCUUCCUGAUCUCACUGACAAACCCCCAUGACCGCCACAACACUGACGCAAUGAUGCACAUGGGCCUGCAGCUGCUGACUGUUGCACUUGAGUCAGGACACAUGGCUAACUACCAGUCGUUACUAGGACUAGUCAAAGAUGAGCUCUGCAGACAUCUCUUCCAGUUGCUGGGUGUUGACCGUAUGAACCUGUACGCUUCUUCCAUACGAGUUUGCUUCUUGCUUUUCGAAAGCAUGAGAUUACAUCUCAAGUUUCAGCUCGAGAUGUAUCUAAAGAAAAUGAUGGACAUCAUCACAUCAGAGAACGUUAAGAUGCCAUAUGAGAUGAAGGAGAUGGCUCUGGAGGCUCUGGUGCAGCUGUGGAGGAUCCCCAGCUUUGUCACCGAGCUGUACAUUAACUAUGACUGUGACUUUUACUGCUCCAAUCUGUUUGAAGACCUCACUAAACUGCUGUCCAAGAAUGCGUUCCCAGUGUCAGGGCAGCUUUACACAACGCACCUCCUGUCGCUGGAGGCUCUCCUCACUGUGAUUGACAGCACUGAGGCUAACUGUCAGGCCAAAGUGCUCAACAACACUGCUCAACAAGAGCAGUCAGAAACACUGCUGGCAGAGGGAGAAAGUUCAGGCCUUAGUGGACCAGACAGUACAACUGAUCUUAACAGACUUGGCAAUACCAAUGGUUUGAGUCUUCCACAAGCUCCAAGUGCACCAGUAUGUCCACCAACCAGCGGUCAUCUGAUGGCAGAGACGAUGCAACUGGGCCGACAGGACCAAGGAGACAAUGAUGCUGCAGCUGAGAAGAGAGCACCGAAGAAGCCUCAGCGUUUCUCAUCAUUUUUACCCGAUUCCCAAGAGUUGAUGGAAAUUAGAAGAAAGAAAAAGCUGCUGAUCACAGGCUCAGAGCAGUUUAACCAGAAGCCCAAGAAGGGAAUCACGUUCCUGCAGGAGCAAGGCCUCCUCCCCAUGGACAACAACCAGGUGGCGCAGUGGCUCAGAGAAAACCCCCGACUGGACAAAAAGAUGAUUGGAGAGUACAUCAGUGACCGCAAGAACAUGGACCUCCUGGACAGCUUUGUGAACACGUUCACCUUCCAGGGACUUCGUAUUGAUGAGGCCCUGCGUCUCUACCUGGAGGCCUUUAGAUUACCUGGAGAGGCUCCAGUCAUCCAUAGACUCAUGGAAACCUUCACAGACAACUGGCAUAAAGUGAACGGCUCCCCAUUCUUGACCAACGAUGCAGGCUUUGCCUUGGCCUAUGCCGUCAUAAUGUUGAACACUGACCAGCAUAAUAACAAUGUCCGCAAGCAGAACAUCCCCAUGACUGUAGAGCAAUUCAAGAAAAAUCUUAAGGGAGUCAAUGGAGACAAAGACUUUGACCAGGACAUGUUGGAGGACAUCUACAACGCUAUCAAGAAUGAAGAGAUUGUGAUGCCCGAUGAGCAGGCAGGUUUAGUGAAGGAGAACUACGUGUGGAGCGUGUUGCUACACCGCGGUGCCACACCUGAGGGUUUCUUCCUCCACUUGCCACCUGGCAGCUACGACCAUGACUUGUUCACCAUGACCUGGGGUCCCACCAUUGCUGCCCUCUCCUACGUCUUUGACAAGAGCUUGGACGACAGCAUCAUCCAGAAGGCCAUCACUGGCUUCAGGAAAUGUGCAAUGAUCGCUGCUCACUAUGGCUUCAGUGAUGUUUUUGACAAUUUGAUCAUCUCCCUCUGCAAGUUCACCACUCUGACCAAUGAGUCUGUGGAAAACCUCCCGACAGUGUUUGGCAGCAACAGUAAGGCGCAGACAGCAGCCAAGACCGUGUUUGACCUCGCCCAUCGGCACGGCAACAUCCUGAGGGAGGGUUGGAAGAACAUCAUGGACUCCAUGCUGCAGCUGUUCAGAGCCGAGCUGCUGCCCAAAGCCAUGGUCGAGGUGGAGGAUUUCCUGGAGCCAAACGGGAAAAUUCCACUUCAGAGAGUGGAAACGCCAUCAAAUCGUGGUGAGUCUGCAGUGUUGAGCUUUGUGAACUGGCUGACUCUGAGUGGAGCCGAGCAGUCAGGCCUUCGAGGCCCUUCCACAGAAAACCAGGAAGCUAAGCAGGCCGCCAUCCUCUGCAUAAAGCAAUGUGACCCAGAAAAGCUGAUCACAGAGAGUAAAUUCCUACAGUUGGAGUCACUACAGGAGCUUAUGAAGGCUCUGAUAUCAGUCACCCCAGAUGAAGAGACCUAUGAUGAAGAGGAUGCUGCCUUCUGCCUGGAGAUGUUGCUGCGUAUUGUUUUGGAGAAUCGGGACCGGGUGUCCUGUGUGUGGCAGACAGUGCGUGACCACCUCUGCCACCUCUGCGUCCACGCCAACGAGAGCUGCUUCCUAGUGGAGAGGGCCGUGGUGGGACUCCUGCGACUAGCGAUCCGCCUGCUCCGACGAGAAGACAUUAGCUCUCAGGUUCUCCACUCCCUGCGUCUACUGCUCAUGAUGAAACCUCAUGUGUUGUCCCGGGUCAGCAGGGAGGUGGCCUACGGCCUUCAUGAGCUACUGAAGACCAACGCAGCCAACAUCCACUGUACAGACGACUGGUACACGCUCUUCUCCCUGCUGGAGUGCAUCGGAGCUGGAGUGAAACCUCCGGCUUCCUUCCAGCUCUCCUCCACCACUACUGACAACGACACAGGUGCUCUGUCAGAUAGCGAACUGACCUCUCAUCAUCCCAGUGAAGUGAGUUUGGACCGGGGCUACACGUCUGACUCUGAGGUUUAUACUGAGCACAGCAAGACCAGGAUGUCUCGCUCCACCACUGAUGUGGAUGUAGCCAGCAGCGGAUGGCUUGUGGUUGGGAAAGAUGACCUGGACUUAAGUAAGACCCCUCCUUUGAGCAGCAAAGCCCAGCUAAAUCACCCACUGGUCAACCAGUACAGCCUGACGCUGGGUCAGGACCUGGGCCAGCACGACACCAAGUCUCUCAUCAAAUGUGUGGAAACGCUGUCCUUCAUCGUGCGAGAUGCUGCCCACGUCACCCCGGAUAACUUUGAGCUGUGUGUCAGAGCUAUACGAGUGUUUGUGGAGGCCAGCCUCAAUGGAGGUUACCGCAAUCACGACAAAAAGAAGAGUCACAAGUACGGCCCCAAGUCCCGGCUGAUGAAGAAGGCCGGCGGGAGGGAAAAGGAGGGAGCAGGAGGCGCCAGGCGCGGUGGCAGCCGGGCGUCCAGCCAGCGUCCGUCCCGUUCCCAUAGCGAUGAGGAGGAGGACGAGGGAGUCCCAGCCAGUUACCACACGGUGUCAUUACAGGUUAGUCAGGACCUUUUAGACCUGAUGCACACGCUGCACACCCGGGCUGCCAGCAUCUACAGCUCUUGGGCCGAGGAACAGCGCCACCUGCAGGCCGCGGGCAGGAAGAUCGAGGCUGACUCCCAGACUCUGUGGACCAGCUGCUGGUGUCCGCUGCUGCAAGGUAUCGCUUGGCUGUGCUGCGAUGCCAGGCGACAGGUCCGUAUGCAGGCCCUCACCUACCUCCAGAGGGCGCUGCUGGUUCACGAUCUUCAGACACUCGAUGCCACUGAGUGGGAGUCCGGCUUCAAUAAGGUGCUAUUCCCCUUGUUGACUAAGCUGCUUGACAACAUAAGCCCAGCAGAUGUGGGUGGUAUGGAGGAGACCAGAAUGAGAGGCUGCACUCUCCUGUCAAAGGUUUUCCUCCAGCACCUGUCUCCUCUGCUGUCCCUGCCGACCUUCGCUGCCCUGUGGCUCACCAUCCUGGACUUCAUGGACAGGUACAUGCACGCAGGCUCCAGUGACUUACUGCUGGAGGCCAUUCCUGAGUCUCUGAAGAACAUGCUGCUGGUGAUGGACACUGCAGGAAUCUUUCACAGUGCUGACUCCAGGACAGGAUACUCCGACCUGUGGGAAAUCACCUGGGAACGCAUCAUCUGCUUCCUGCCCAACCUGAGGGAGGAGCUCUUUAAACAGACGGUCAUACCAGAACCAGUACCCAGUCCGCCUUCAUCUCCAGCAGCUCGGCCUCCAUCCCCUCAGGCGUCUCCACCACCUGCCCAGCCCCCCUCCCCAGUCCCAGUGUCUCCUGCAGAGACUCAGACACCCAGCAGGCCAGCAUCACCCCAGGAGCCUCAGUCAACCAGUGCCACCGCAGCGGACCGAUCAUCAGCAGUCCCACCCUCCAACCCCCCCAUGCCAGUGCCGUUAACCACGUCCCCAAGCCACACCCACUCGCCCUCGAGCCAGUCACCGCUCAUCCUGCAGCCCCUUGCCUCCGCCCUGCAGGUGGGAGUCCCGCCCAUGUCCCUGCCAAUCAUCCUGAACCCCGCCCUCAUCGAGGCCAGCUCUCCGGUCCCGCUGCUCACCUCGCCACGACCCAUGACCCCUGCUGACCAGGUCAAGUAAGACAGAGAGCUCCCCCCCCCACCCCCCUCACUGAACAACUGGACCCAACAGGCUUCAACUCCAACUUCAGGAUCUGCUCGCCAGCAGCUUUUUUUUGACAUGAUGAAAUAUAAAGUGUGAGAGGACAGAUGACAUGUGACACCUCAGUCUUAUGACGUGUGAUUGGAAGCGUUGGUUGCGUUGGCUGCAGGGUCCGAGCUACACACACACACACACACACACACACACACACCUGACCCUGCUGCUGCACCACACCUUCUUUGUGCCAUUUUUCUGUUUGCUACUUUUUUUAAAUUCCUGUGGAUAAAUGACUUAACGUAGAAAGAGUGACUUCAUACUCAGACAUUUUGGAUCAGAAAAUUCAUUCAAGGAAAAUAGUUCUAAUAAAAAUCAUUGUGGUAAAAUUGCAGUUCACUAAAAGUGUGAAGAAGAAGCAGCUGAGAACCCUGAGGUCCUGUGGGAGAACGGGGCUGUUUGGCAACAAGCGGAGAGUUCUCAUUGUUGAGCACAUGGUGAGAAUUUGACUGGUUGAUGCAAGUACUCAACUCACUGCAUUAUAUAUCUACAAUAACACAAAGGUAGAAAGAAAUGAUCACAACAUCCCACCACAGCUUGAUUCUGGUGAGAAGAAGAAGUCUUUAAAAGAAUUGUGUUCAUCUGGAGUCUUAAGUAAUUGAGAGAGUGUUUGUGUGUGUGUGCGCGGGUUGCGUGCAUGUUUGUGCAAAACAGUGACUCACUGAUGUGUUUUUAAUAGUUUUGGAUCAAGAAUGGAGCUCAGUGGCAGAGGAAUCAGAUGUAUCAGGCCCUUCACACACACACACACACACACACACACACAGAGUUGGUAGCAGACACUGACUGUUGCUUUGACUCUGUAAUGAGAUGUGUUGGCAGGAAGGUACCUUCUCCUGAACUUGACUCCUGACUGAACCUGAUAAGACAGAGACGACCUUGUGGUUUUCCUCGGGAGCCUGAGCUCCACCUCCAUGUAUCGGUUUCACACAGAGACAUGAGCUAUGUGCUGCACUUGAUGGAGGAGGAUUGGAUUAUCCAGAGCUUUGACUUCAGUUGUAACAGAACCAAUAUUUCUCCCACUGUCGUCUCACCACUGUGUUGAGCAUCAGUUUGAAAUCUGUACAGAGACAAAACAAAGUUAUUUAUUUAUCAGUCACUUUUUGUUUUCAGGGACCAAAUUCUGUUCUCCUGUAAAGUCCAAAGACAGAAUCAAUGUUUGUAUCUACUUUUCAAUUCUUCAUUCUAUCUUCUUUUUAUCCCCAAAUGUAAAAACAAGCUUUGAUUUUGACACCGUUUUAAUUCCUCCUCCACUAAACAAAGGAUUGUGGGUCUCGGACAUUCCAGUGUAGAUACUUGAGGGAGCUGUAGGGGCGACACGGGAACUUCUAAGGUUCAUGAUGAAUCCAGCAAAUGUUUAAUCAGAGCUGAGACUCAUGUUUCAAGGUGCAGAUCGCUGCAGACAUCCGUGUGGAUUCAAAGCAUGAACGAAGCUCAGCAGCUUUUCAUGCAACGAGUUCACAUCACAACAAAGUGUAGUGAAGUGGAGUGGAGUCAUGGCUGAAUACUUCCUGCUCACACUGAGUCUCCAUUGAAUGACGGCGUCUGUCUCUGGAAAUCAUCUGUUUUAGUGGGAAUGUGUCAGCAGGUCAUUUUGAAGUGGUGCAUUUUCAGAGCCUUCGUUCCAGGUCAGUCACUUUAUUCAUGUGUCGUGGAGAAACAGAUGCAGCAGAGCUCACACAUUCUGUGCUGAUACAAACAAGUGAAGGGCAGCAGCUGUAACUGCAGGACCAGAGGAAGACGAGCCGUUCUCACACAUGAACUCCAGAGAAUGUCCACCUUAUCGGGUUUGGACUUUUGAGAUUGUCCACUCAGACGCUUUCACAUCCACACAUAAAUCUCUGUGUGGAAGCGUUGAGGUGAGGGUGGAGCAGCAGGCAGAGGCAGGACAUUAAAUAUCAAUUCCAUCACAUGUGAAGUUUACAGCACUACACCACUUUCCUAACCUCAUUUUUCUUUUUUAGUUUUGCGUCUAUCGCAUGUUAGAAACAUCAACACACACCAGCUUAUUGAAGUGUGUGUUGAUCAGCAGGUCUCUGGAGGUGAUGGGAUAUGACGUGUUCACUAAACACUGCAGUAAAUCAACAAUCAACAUUCAACAAAGAUAAACCAGCUUCAAUCUUUCUCCAGCAUGUGCAUGACGUCUGGGUGCUGCGCUGCACCCUGGUGGUGGAGUUCAGAAGUUUUUACUCCCAUCAACACAAUGUUAUUGGAUUUUUCUAAAUCGAUUCACAGUUUUUAGAAUAUACCGUCUUUGAGUUUUUUCUGCAGUAGCUGUUCCUUUGUAAUGUUGCCUCCUUUUUCAUUCAGUCCAUAAGACUCCCUCUUCACUUUUUAUCUGGUUGAAUCUUUAAAUCACAAUUUGGUUCCUGAGCAGAAAACAGGAUUCUCUGGCAGCAGCACUCUGAAGGAAUCACACUUCAAAUAGAUGUUUUCCAAAGUGCUGUACAUUCGCUGGUCUUCACUUGUGUCCACAGUGAUGAUUCAGUUGUUGCAUUUCAGCUUUUUACCUGCUGCGGUUUCUCUACAUAGAAAGGUGUCGACCCUCUUGCAUGCUGACUGUGUCUUGUGUACAGUGACAUCUACCCUGACAGACUGGUGGGGACUAACUUACCGUUUUAAUACCAAAUGUGUGACUGUGAGUGUGUAGAUGUGGAGCCUAGCCUCCAUUCACAGUGGCCCUGGACUCUGAUGUUUCAUGUUAAUGUUAUUUAUUGAACUAGGUGAAGGAGAGAGGGAUGUUUCCCGCUGACGUAGACGCAGUGUGUGUCUGUCAGCUAGGUAACACUACAGCCUUAUAGAGCCACCGACGUGACAUAUUUUGUAAAGCUGUGGGUUUAUUUGUUGUACGGGAUUCUUAGAUAUAUCAGCUGACAGGAAAUUACAUGAAUAUAAUAUGUAUAUAUAUAUAUAAAUAUAUAUAUAAAUG